Molecule: messenger RNA, 6945 nt
Organism: Oncorhynchus keta (chum salmon)
Lineage: Eukaryota; Metazoa; Chordata; Actinopteri; Salmoniformes; Salmonidae
Product: protein unc-13 homolog B-like
Exons: 32
Coding region: 149-6901 (2250 amino acids)
Biological process (GO): neuromuscular junction development; synaptic vesicle maturation; dense core granule priming
Cellular component (GO): neuromuscular junction; plasma membrane; terminal bouton
Molecular function (GO): calcium ion binding; phospholipid binding; diacylglycerol binding
Source: RefSeq, a predicted model, not a curated record
AAUUAAAGUUCCUGGUAGGUGCAGCUGAAUAGGCACCCGUGAAUCUGUUCUCUCGGACUUAGAUGCCGGCCUCUUCUUUUAAUGUGACUCCAGCAACGAUGUGGGGGGGAUAACUAAGGCUAGGGGCCUCUGCUUCUGUCCCGGGAAGAUGUUCUCCAAGAACCGCUUCAAUGGACAACACGGAACACCCGUUGCACCCAAAGGGGACACCAAGGAACGGGUUCGUAAAAAGAGGGCCCCCAACCCCAGGGUAGCGCUUGUCAUUCGGGAGAAGAUCCACCGCCUGCUCCAAGGAUCCGGCCAGGAACUACCCGCCCCAGACCUUUACUAUGCUGGGAUCGAGGAGGAGGGGGGAGGAGAGGGACAGGAGAAGAGAAAGGAGGCCACAAAUAUUUUUGUGAGGUGUGGGCCCAGAGAGGAAGUUUGCUCCUCAAGGAUCCCCACCUGUAAGGCACAUGGAGGGGUGUCUGGGGCUUCCUGCAUUGGGGAGGUGGAGCUGAACAGAGAGGGCUGUGUCAGGAUCCCUUGCACUCUGCAGCACAACAGCAGAAGCCAAUCUCCAGGGAAGCAGAAAUUGACUAUCCCAGACGGGAUUAGGACUGUCCCAGAAAAGAGACGAACACCCAAACACCAGAAAUGGAUAAUCCCGGCAGGUAUCCGGACCAUUCCAGAACAGAGAAGAGAAGCCCUACAUCAGAACCGGAUUAGCCGAAACAGGAACAGCUCAACGUUUGCCUCGGAGGCAGGGGCAGCAGGAGGGAAGGCUGACUUCGGUCGGACCCGUGCAGAUCAAAAGAGACCUGUUUCUAUGGGUGACUAUGUGGAUUACAACUUCAACAGAACACGGCACGAUACUCUGCUGGAGGUGGACGAGGAAGAAGAAGACGAAGAGGAGGAGGAAGAGGAGGAAGAGGAGGAAGAGGAGUCUAGUGCCAUCAUCGAGCACAUUCUCAAAGAGCUGAGAGGGAUCAACAAAAUCCAGGAGGAGAUCUCGGACCUGCGAGAUUACCUUUCAUCCGUGCGUGGCUCUGUAGAGGAGGUGUCUUCCUGUGUGGAUGCUGUGCUCCUGGAGAUAGAGGGCAUACGCUCAGGAAACAAGGCUAGUGGCAGUCCAGGAGAUGGGGCUUGGUCUGGGGCAACAGGAGGCAGUGACGGAUCCUCCUUCACUCCUCACCAGAGGCCUGUCAGCGCCUACGGCAGUUUAGGCAGGCAGAUGGUGCCUUCGGAUUCCAAUGUCUGCCGACCGUCUGUCUUCAGCCAACGCCACAGCAUCCACGGGAUGCCAGUGGAGUUCCACUUGCCAACAUUAGAAGAGAAGUCUACCACAGUCUCGCCAGGCACCGAAUUAGUGGAGCCUGUUGGCCAGCAGCAGGAGGAUGAUGAGCUGCCGAAACACAGCAUCCCAGAGCCCACCAUGGUCAGCAAACUGAGCUGUGGCUACCUGGAGCGGCAGGACGACCAGGACUUCCUAAGCACCAGCUCCCUAUCCUCAGAACACAGCAUUAAUUCAGAGUCGGUCCUUGAGAGACCCUCAUCCAGCCACGGUGCAAGGCGUGGUGGUGCUAGAGGUGGUAGUAGGGGUGGUGGUGGGGUGGAGAGCUGGGGUAGCCAAGAACAUGGUGGGACUGAGAAGACUAUCUGGUGUGAAGAACAAUGUUAUUCCAGACAGAGGAGUCUGGAAGAGCAGGAAGGAGAGGGGCCUGCCUGUUUGGAGGGGACAGGGAGCUGGGAUCGGUAUAGGGGCUCAGAUGGGUAUAGUACUGGUACCCUGGCCGAGUCCUCCACAGGAAGCUCCGACCUCCACUCUCUCCACUCCUCUGGACUACACUACAACUCCCCCGCCAGCACUUCCAGUCGAGAGGAGUGGCGCUGCCAUAGACGGAGGCUGCAACAACAUCAUGGGACUCAAGUUCCCACAGACAUUCACUCAGAGUACCCCAGCCUGGGAUACAAGGGUGCUGCUGAUUGCUUAUUUCCCCAGAGCUCUGGUUACCACUCAGUGGAAGGACAUACAGAAGGAGUGGAGAGCUAUGGCUACACGGCUCCCCCCACAGAUCUCAGCUACACAACUGACUGCCAAGUAGAUAGUUACCUGGAGAACUAUUCUGGCCAUGAGCACGACAUGACUGACGAGUUUACAGAGGUGACCUGUACCUGGGGCUCACUACAGGUCACCUGUACUACUGUGUCUGAAACAGACAUGCCAUUGGUCAGUACAGAUGAAGGAGUUAAGCUAGGGCACAUCCCGCGCCCUAACAGCGCAGAGAUCCAAAACGUUGGUUUUAACGUGAAGCGGAUCGGGCGAGCCGUGCUGGACUUCAGCUCCGCCCUGCGGGAGGCACUACGCAAGUUGGAAGGACCCGGAACCGUCAAGAGUCCUGGAGAUGAGACUGAGCCCACAAGCUUUUUGGUGGAGUCUCAAACAAACCUACCCCACGCAGAUAUGUCCCAAACGUCAAAAGAGGAUGGGUUGGACCCAGGGGCCUUGGACAACACAGAGAGACUAACCCAGACCUGUGUCCUCUCCUCUGCCCCCUCAGACCCCUGCCCAGGUGAAACCAUGCCAGAGGAGGUCAACGACGGCCACCAACAGGCUCAGGAUGACCCUUACGGACCUUCUCUCCUUCCUUACUCCGGACAGGACGUUUCCCAAACAGGCCUAGACUUUGCUUCACUUGGCCCAGAGCCUAUGUUCUCCCCACCCAAUGAAGAGGCAGAAGAAAAAGGAGCCUCUCCUCUGCCUCAGGGCCCAACACACACCCCCACUCAGAACAUCUCUCUAUCGCAAUGCACCACUGUAGAGUCCCUCUCACUCUCCUUCUCGGCUGAGCAGCCGGCACCCCAGGAGGAGCAGGGAGACGAACCCCCAUCCCUGUCGCUGCCACAGCCCGACACAGAAGACCCAGAAGUCCCAGAUACGCCUGCAGCCCCAGAAGGCGAGGCAGCAAGAGAUGCAGCUGGAAAGGCAGAGAGAGCAGAGGAGCACACCCUGGAGAUAAGCCAGAGGGAGGUGCGGAGGCUGAAGUGCCUGAGGACCUUCCAGCAGAUCCUUCGGGAGAAGAGGGAGUCACGGCGCCAGCUCACCAGCAUGACCAUGUCCACCUUCAAGGAGGACAACCUCAUUCCAGAUGGAAGUCGACAUGACGAUCAGGGCCGAGACAGAGAUGGAGGGCCCAGCAAGCACCCGUGGGCCAAGCCUGCUGGUGCCACGCCCUUUGGGAUCGACAGUAUGCCUGACCUCCGCAAAAAACAGCCUAUCCCCCUGGUCAGCGAGCUGUCCCUGUUGCAGGCCAGGAAGGCAGGGCUCUCUGUGGCUACAAAUACAUCCAUCAAGGACCAUGAGCUGAAGAGCCACGUUUAUAAGAAAACCCUGCAGGCUCUGAUCUACCCCAUCUCCUGCACCACGCCCCAUGCCUUCCAGGUGUGGACUGCCUCCACACCCACCUACUGCUAUGAGUGUGAGGGGCUGCUGUGGGGCAUCGCCCGCCAGGGCAUGAGGUGUGCUGAGUGUGGGGUCAAAGUUCACGAGAAGUGCCAGGAGCUGCUCAACGCUGACUGUCUGCAGAGGGCGGCUGAGAAGAGCUCUAAGACAGGAGCAGAGGACCGGACCCAGCACAUCAUCACAGCCAUGAAGGACAGGAUGAAGAUCAGGGAGAGGAACAAGCAGGAGAUCUUUGAGGAGAUCAGGGCUGUGUUCGCUGUCACUAAGCUGCUCCAUGCGCAGCAGAUGAAGACUAUUAAACAGAACGUGUUAGACGGAACCUCCAAGUGGUCUGCCAAGAUCACCAUCACCGUUGUCAGUGCUCAGAGUCUCCAGGCUAAAGACAGGGCUGGCUCCAGUGACCCCUACGUGACCAUUCAGGUGGGGAAGACCAAGAAGAGAACUAAGACCAUCUACGGAAACCUCAACCCUGUCUGGGAGGAGACGUUCAACUUUGAGUGCCACAACACGUCAGAACGUAUCAAGCUGCGUGUUUGGGACGAGGAUGAUGACAUCAAGUCCAGGGUGAAACAGCGUCUGAAGAGGGAGUCUGAUGACUUCCUGGGUCAGAGCAUCAUCGAGGUCAGAACACUCAGCGGAGAGAUGGACGUCUGGUACAACCUGGAGAAGAGGACUGAUAAGUCAGCAGUGUCUGGGGCCAUCAGGUUACAGAUCAGUGUGGAGAUUGAAGGGGAGGAGAAAGUAGCAUCCUACCACGCUCAGUACACCAGCCUGCAUGAGAACAUGUUCCAUUACUCUACUGACGUUGUGGGUCAGGGGGUAGUGAAGAUACCUGUUGCCUUUGGAGAUGAUGCAUGGAAGGUCUACUUUGACGAGGUGCAUCAGAAUAUCGUGGACGAGUUCGCCUUGCGCUAUGGCAUCGAGUCCAUCUACCAGGCCAUGACUCACUUUGCCUGUCUGUCCUCUAAGUACAUGUUGUCUGGUAUUCCUGCUGUGAUGAGUACUCUAUUGGCCAAUAUCAACGCCUUCUACGCCCAUCCUACGACCAUCACCAACGUCUCCGCAUGUGACCGCUUCAAUGCCUCCAACUUCGGGAAAGAUCGUUUUGUUAAGAUUCUUGACCAGCUACACAACUCUCUUCGUAUUGACCUCUCCACAUACAGAAAUAACUUCCCAGCCAGUAGUGCACCUCGUCUGCAGGACCUGACGUCUACUGUGGAUCUGCUGACUAGCAUCACCUUCUUCAGAAUGAAGGUGUUGGAACUUCAGAACCCCCCCAGGGCAGCCCAUGUCGUGAGAGACUGUGUGAAGGCCUGUGGUAACUCCACCUACGAGUACAUAUUUAACAACUGUAUAGACCUCUACAUGAGACAGUUCCAGCCCGCCCUAGUACCUCCCAAGCCAGAGAAGAAAAAGGAGAUGAAGAAGAAUGAAAAGGAGAAGAAGCAGGGAGAGGAGGGGGCUGAGGACGAAGAGGAGGAGGAGGAGGAAGAUGAAGAGAAGAAGAGGGAGGAAGUGAAGAAGGAGCCAGAAGAGACAGGGCCUACUAUCCACAACCUGGAUUUCUGGCCAAAGCUCAUCACCCUCAUCGUCUCCAUCAUAGAAGAAGAUAAUCACUCCUACACACCCAUCAUUAACCAGUUUCCUCAGGAGCUCAACGUGGGAAAGGUCAGUGGUGAGGUCAUGUGGACGCUGUUCGCUCAGGACAUGAAGUAUGCCCUAGAAGAGCAUGAGAAGCACCGUCUGUGUAAGAGUGCUGACUACAUGAAUCUUCACUUCAAGGUCAAGUGGCUUUACAAUGAGUAUGUGACCGACCUGCCUUCCUUCCAAGACACUGUACCAGAGUACUCUGCGUGGUUUUUGCCAUUUGUCCUUCAGUGGCUGGGUGAGAACGAGGAUGUGUCCGUGGAGUUCAUGCAUGGAGCUCUAGAGAGGGACAAGAGGGAAGGGUUCCAGCAGACGUCGGAGCAUGCUCUGUUCUCCAGUUCAGUAGUGGACAUCUUCACCCAGCUCAACCAGAGCUUUGAGAUCAUCAGGAAACUAGACUGUCCAGACCUCAAGGUCCAGGCCCACUACAACAGACGCUUCGCCAAGACCAUCACCAAGGUGCUGAUGCAGUACUGUGCUAUCCUGUCCAAGGAGUUCCCCUCCUACUGCCAGAAGGAGAAGAUACCCUGUGUGUUGAUGAAUAACAUACAACAGAUGCGGGUCUUGUUGGAGAAGAUGUUUGAGUGCAUGGGGGCUAAACAGCUGGACUCCGAGACAGCGGACAUCUUGAAUGACCUGCAGGUCAAACUGACCACUGUCCUGGACAACCUGAGCUCCAUGUUUGGCAAGAGCUUCCAGGCCCGUCUGACUGCCUGCAUGCAUCAGAUGGCUGAGAUCGUGUACCAGAUCGCGGGUCAUCCUAACCGCCAGACGGCCGAGGCCGACGCUGACAACAUGCUGAGGCCUCUCAUGGACUUCCUGGAUGUAAAUCUGAGUCUGUUUGCUGACACCUGUGAGAAGACGGUUCUGAAGAGAAUACUGAAGGAUCUGUGGAAGAUCGUACUCAGCUGCUUGGAGAAGACCAUCAUCUUACCUCAGAGCGACAAUGGUUUCGGAGCUCAGAUUCUGACCGUGGCCAAGGGGCUGUCUAACCUGAAGGGAGGGGGCGAGGCCAAAAGCCUUACACCCAAACAGUGUGUCAUAAUGGAGGUGGCGCUGGAAACUAUUAAGCAAUACUUCCAUGCGGGGGGUAACGGUCUGAAGAAGACCUAUGUGGAGAAGAGUCCUGAGCUGUCUAAGCUGAAAUACACUCUGUCCCUCUACUCUCAGAGCACUGAUACACUGAUUAAGACCUUCGUCACCACACAGCACACACAGGUUCAUAAUGAGAUGGCCAUCAGGAUUACUCCAAGUGAGAAGGUUUGGCCUGAAAGAGGUUCAGGAGCGGAGAAGUCUAUUGGUGAGGCCCAGAUCCAGAUAGACAUGGUGCCUCCAGGCAAAGACAAGAUCCACAAGGUCAACAUCAGAGUGAUAGCAGUGAAUGAUAUGAAGUGGCAGACAUCAGGGAUGUUCCGUCCCUUUGUGGAGGUCAAUAUGAUUGGUCCGCUCCUCACUGGCCAGAAGAGGAAGUUCACAACCAAGUCAAAGAAUAACAGCUGGACAGCCAAGUACAACGAGACCUUCCAAUUUAUCCUGGGUAAGGAGUCUCCAGACUGCUAUGAGCUGCAGGUGACGGUGAAGGACUACUGUUUUGGCCGGGCCAACCGUGUCGUGGGCGUGGCCGUGGUCCAGCUGAGGGAUGUAGCUGACAGGAAGUCAUGCGUGUGCUGGUGCCCACUGGGUAGAACUGUCCAGAAGGACGAGACGGGCGUGACGGUGAUGCGUAUCCUGUCUCAGCGGGCGGCCGACGAGGUGGCCAAGGACUUUGUCAAACUGAAGGAUGAGACACGCCCUGUAGAGGAGGGGAGAUGAUGAGGGGAUGAGGAAGGAGGAGAGAAGGACAGGGGAGAGAGGAU